CCUGAAUUUCUCGCUGGCAACCAGUUAAUGCGACUUACAGCUGGCUGGGAUAUCAGAACAGAUAUAUUUCUUCCAGGAACCCAGGAGGAGCCGACUAAGUCUCUGGUACGGGGCUAACCCGCUGUAUAAUUAAUUGGCAAAGGAUAAAGCUUAAGCAAAGACUUUAAAUAUUUACAACUGCUUUAAAAUUGCUUUCUGAUGUCAUGUUUAUGGUAUUUGGUGGUAAACUGUUCCAUUCGUUAACUGUUCUAGGCCAAAAACUGUAUUUAUAUACAGUUACAUACACGAUAACGGCGAUUUUUCGUAUUUGAGAAAAUCGCGCAAAGGCUCUCGGGUGCACGCGGACCUCUUAAAAAAUUUAAAAACCCGGUUAAUUAAUAUUCAUUUGUCUAUYCGGCCUACUAAACCAGUAAAGUGAGACUGUGGUUAGUUAUUAUAGGUCAAACGUGAUGUUGACUCGCUGAAGUUGUCAGUAACAUUGCACCAUAAUACUUAGCGAAACAAGAAGCAAGAAAACUUUGAAGCAGGAAGAAUCACACCUCAUAAAAGACGUCACAAUUACUGAACACCUACCCGGACCAUCAAUCAGGCCACUCUACAUUUAAAAGGCACGUCGUGGUCUUCAAAGCAACCUGCAACUUGUAUUGAGCGCGCAUUGUGGGUAAUUCUCCGCAGGAUUUAGACUGUAGAGCUUUUCAAAAAGUCCAGAAACCUUGUAACGUGUAUAGUAACUGUGUGUCGGAGCMCUCAAUCGCUCUUCACAAGAUUUGCGACUACAUUGGGUCUUCAGAUCAACUUGUAUCAACGUCGUUUAUUGGAGCCCUGAAUUAUCCCGUCCAAACUGAUGACUGUGCUGUAUUAACUUAAUAUACUGCCCGCCCGGGGUCUACAAUUAUACUUUUUUAGCUCGUAUUAGCUGAACUUGCGUGCAGGACAUUUAUUAAGAAACUCCAAGCAUCAUGUUUAACGAUGGAAAUUCCACAUUGAACCCAUCAAAUCAUAGCAACCAAGGUGGAUACCUAAUUGAAGGCAAAGUAGCAAAAACUUYAGCCUACUGCAUUGUGUUUCUGGUUUCUGCAUUUGGAAACUCCUUCAUCAUCUGGGCCGUCUAUAACGACAAUAGGUUGAAAACAACUAUGAAUUUCCUCGUUGCCAACAUGGCUGUCAGCGACCUCAUCGUUACCAUUGUCUGCGUCCCCUUCAGGAUCGUAGAGAUCAACUACAAUUAUAGAUGGCUGAUCACUGGUGAAUUUGGCUUUUUCAUGUGUAAACUUACUUUGAUUUUAAUGAACCUGUGCGCUGCCGUAUCAUUAUACAGCGGUGUUUUCAUUGCAAUGGAUCGCUACUUUGCAGUCUCACAGCCACUUCGUUACUAUACAAUUUCCCAUCCACUUCGAAGAAGAUUUCGAACACCUUAUCUAAAGCGCAUUCUUCCUGGAAUAUGGACCAUUGCGAUCCUUGUAACGAUACCAUUCCAAGACGAGAUGCAUUUAAAUGUUCACAACAAGAAUCUUUAUUGCAUGUUUGAUAGCUACAGUCGGUUAAGUCGAUAUGUCAACAUAACUUUGUUAUUUGGUAUUCCAGUAACCGCAGUUGCGUCGGUUUAUAUAAUCAUCGUGUAUAAACUUCGUYUGCAUGAARUUCCUGGACAACAACUUGAUUUCAUMAGAAGAAAAAGAGAACUACAAAAUCAAAAUGUCUUGAAAAUGUCAGUUGUCAUUGUAGCUUUAUUGUACAUCUCUUGGACGUUUUAUAUUAUAAUAGUGGUGCUGGCUGUCGAAGGGAAGCUCCAUCACAUGAAUCCUAAACUUUCAAGUAAUCUUGUUUACAUUGCUAAUUUUAUGACUCAGUGCUUCUUCCUGCAUAAUUUUUUCAUUUACCUGGUAUUUCAUGACCUUUAUAGAAGGAAAUUUAAAAAAAUGGUGUUAAGCUUUUGUGGUGUUUUCUACAAAAGAAAAUCUAAAGAAAACCAUUUAGAAAUGGUAGCUUUUAAAUGAGGAAAACAAAACUGAGAGUUUUUGCGAAUGARCUAUCAGUAAAGASAGAUAAAUGGACGGCUGUAUGCAGCUUGAUAGAYUUGGAAACUCAAGACACAUGACGAUGCAAUGUACACAUUCCUUUCCUACGUAAUUCUUUGAAACAAUAAAUGCUCAAAUACUUUGUCAGCAAAAGAUAAUUGAAGAGGGUACUGGACCCACAGGGUCYUUGUAAAAAAACAUAUUUAUUCAUAUAUAGUAGAAGAUGACUCGAAU
Messenger RNA from Exaiptasia diaphana, 2252 nucleotides. Its product is annotated as QRFP-like peptide receptor. The record is from RefSeq and is a predicted model, not a curated record. Gene Ontology annotation, molecular function: G protein-coupled receptor activity. Gene Ontology annotation, cellular component: membrane. The coding region runs from base 960 to 1997 and encodes 345 amino acids. Gene Ontology annotation, biological process: G protein-coupled receptor signaling pathway. Lineage: Eukaryota; Metazoa; Cnidaria; Anthozoa; Actiniaria; Aiptasiidae. The transcript is spliced from 2 exons.